This is a messenger RNA of Medicago truncatula (barrel medic), 3095 nucleotides long. Its product is annotated as pentatricopeptide repeat-containing protein At2g03880, mitochondrial. The coding region runs from base 251 to 2677 and encodes 808 amino acids. NCBI's taxonomy places the organism in Eukaryota, Viridiplantae, Streptophyta, Magnoliopsida, Fabales, Fabaceae. Gene Ontology annotation, molecular function: RNA binding; zinc ion binding; protein binding. Gene Ontology annotation, biological process: RNA modification. The transcript has a single exon. The record is from RefSeq and is a predicted model, not a curated record.
AAUGAAAGUAAGAGAAAAUAAAAAUACAAGGAGAGAGUAUUAGAGAGUUGUCAUCAAAUUGUUAAAAAUAGUUAUUCAAAUAUCAUUUCUCUUAAGAAUUAGUCUCGGCGGACAUAAAUAUCCGUCUAAGAGUGAUUCUUAAGAAAGAGUAGAAAUUUUUUAGUGAUAUUAGUUCCAUGCUUUCUACUAUUGCAACCUUUUGCCGUGGUUGAACAAAAUCACUGAUGAAAGAACGGUGCAACAAGUUAUUAUGCACAAGUUCAGCUCAAAAGUUCUAUCCUUUCCUCACAACCCAUGUAAAUUCAUGGCAUUUCUCCGUUCCAUCCACACCACCACUGCAGCUUCGUAUGAAUCCAUCUACCAAACCAAUCAACUCCUUAACCAGUUAUCAAAAUCUGGGCAAGUCAACGAUGCACGUAAACUGUUCGACAAAAUGCCUCAAAAAGAUGAAUAUUCAUGGAACACCAUGAUAUCUAGCUAUGUCAAUGUGGGUAGAUUAGUUGAAGCAAGAGAGCUUUUUGAUGGGUGUUCGUGUAAGAGUUCGAUCACAUGGUCGUCUAUUAUAUCCGGGUAUUGUAAGUUUGGAUGUAAAGUUGAAGCUUUUGAUUUGUUUAGGUCAAUGAGGUUGGAGGGAUGGAAAGCUAGUCAGUUUACUUUAGGGAGUGUUUUGAGAGUGUGCUCGUCGUUAGGUUUGAUUCAGACAGGGGAAAUGAUUCAUGGGUUUGUUGUGAAGAAUGGAUUUGAGGGUAAUGUGUUUGUUGUUACUGGACUUGUUGAUAUGUAUGCGAAGUGUAAGUGUGUUUCAGAGGCUGAGUUUCUUUUCAAAGGGUUGGAGUUUGAUCGGAAAAAUCAUGUACUGUGGACUGCUAUGGUUACCGGUUAUGCUCAAAACGGUGAUGGUUAUAAGGCGGUUGAGUUUUUUCGUUACAUGCAUGCGCAAGGGGUUGAGUGCAAUCAGUAUACCUUUCCAACCAUAUUGACAGCGUGUUCUUCUGUUUUAGCUCGUUGUUUUGGUGAACAGGUGCAUGGUUUUAUUGUAAAAAGUGGUUUUGGAAGCAAUGUAUAUGUUCAAAGUGCAUUGGUUGAUAUGUAUGCAAAAUGUGGAGAUUUAAAGAAUGCAAAGAAUAUGUUAGAAACUAUGGAGGAUGACGAUGUUGUUUCGUGGAACUCUUUGAUGGUUGGGUUUGUAAGACAUGGGCUUGAAGAGGAAGCUCUACGCUUGUUUAAAAAUAUGCAUGGAAGAAAUAUGAAGAUUGAUGAUUAUACAUUCCCUUCAGUCUUGAAUUGUUGUGUAGUAGGUAGUAUAAAUCCGAAAUCUGUUCACGGUUUGAUAAUCAAAACUGGAUUUGAGAAUUAUAAGCUUGUUAGCAAUGCUCUUGUUGACAUGUAUGCCAAAACUGGGGACAUGGAUUGUGCAUACACAGUGUUUGAAAAGAUGCUUGAGAAAGAUGUUAUCUCAUGGACCUCCCUUGUCACUGGUUAUGCACAAAACAACUCCCACGAAGAAUCGCUGAAGAUAUUUUGUGACAUGAGAGUCACAGGUGUAAAUCCAGACCAAUUUAUUGUAGCAAGUAUUUUGAGUGCCUGUGCAGAACUGACUUUGCUAGAAUUCGGUAAACAAGUGCAUUUAGACUUUAUUAAAUCAGGGCUUAGGUGGUCGCAGUCAGUGUAUAAUUCUCUUGUAGCCAUGUAUGCAAAAUGUGGAUGCCUAGAUGAUGCUGAUGCCAUUUUUGUUUCAAUGCAAGUGAAAGAUGUAAUUACUUGGACAGCUAUUAUUGUAGGUUAUGCACAGAAUGGUAAGGGAAGAAACUCCUUAAAAUUUUAUGAUGCUAUGGUUUCAAGUGGCACAAGACCAGAUUUUAUCACAUUUAUCGGAUUAUUAUUUGCUUGUAGUCAUGCCGGUCUUGUGGAUGAAGGUCGCAAAUACUUUCAACAAAUGAACAAGGUUUAUGGAAUAAAACCUGGCCCUGAACACUAUGCUUGCAUGAUUGACCUUUUCGGGCGAUCAGGAAAACUUGAUGAGGCGAAGCAAUUACUAGACCAAAUGGAUGUGAAACCAGAUGCAACUGUAUGGAAAUCACUCCUUUCUGCAUGUAGAGUGCAUGAAAAUUUAGAGUUGGCAGAAAGAGCAGCUACAAAUCUUUUUGAGUUGGAACCUAUGAAUGCUAUGCCUUAUGUUAUGCUCUCUAACAUGUAUUCUGCAUCCCGUAAAUGGAACGAUGUUGCGAAAAUUCGAAAGUUGAUGAAAUCAAAAGGAAUAGUAAAGGAGCCUGGAUGCAGUUGGUUAGAGAUAAACAGCAGGGUAAAUACAUUCAUUUCUGAUGAUAGAGGACAUCCAAGGGAAGCUGAGAUUUAUACCAAGAUUGAUGAAAUUAUAUUGAGAAUUAAGGAAGCUGGUUAUGUACCAGACAUGAGUUUUUCUUUGCAUGACAUGGAUAAAGAGGGAAAGGAAGUUGGUCUUGCUUAUCACAGUGAGAAACUGGCUGUUGCUUUUGGAUUACUAGCUGCUCCACCAAGUGCACCAAUCAGGAUAUUUAAGAAUCUCCGAGUUUGUGGGGAUUGUCAUUCUGCUAUGAAAUAUAUAUCAAGAGUUUUUACUCGUCAUAUCAUCUUGAGGGAUUCAAAUUGUUUUCAUCAUUUUAGAGAAGGAGAAUGUUCUUGUGGGGAUUACUGGUAGUCUGGUAGGAAUUCUUUUCUUAAAGACACUUGAUACCAACUCCAGUUUCAAGGGGAAUUCAUCCCACAUGAUAUUUUCAAGCUUUUGGGGCUUGAUUAUACAAAGUUUGCUGCUUCUGUUGUACUACUUACAAGGUUAAAUUCUUUUUUUAAUGUUAAAAUAAACAUAGAUAAGAUAAGAUUAUAGAUUAUGAGCUGUAUAUUAUGAGCUGUAAAAUGAUAACAUAUAAGAUUAUAGAUUAGUGACAGUUUGUUUCUUUAAAUAUUGCAUGACUGAGGGAUUUAGCAAAUAAAUAUAAGGGACGCAAAUGUGUUUGGUGUCCAAUGAAUGUUUCUUUCUGCUCAGAGUAACUUGCUGCUGAUAUAUACAGCAUAACCAGUGUAUCAAUUAGCAGAGAUUGUUAUCUUAACCAUGAAAA